CAAUAUUCUGUCCGCGAUCUCCCUGCACACACCCGAUUGAAAUACCGGCAGGAAGGUCAGGGGAGACCCGAGGAACUCCAAGGCAAAGAUUUUAAGCGGGAUUUGGAAGAAAAAGAGAGGCUUGCAGCCCUUGAAAAAGCGAAAAAAGUAGGUUCCAGCCAUCCAACAUUGCCCUAUGCUGGGGAAAAGAGGCCUGCUCUUUCUGAUGCAGAUCGCUCCAGCAGUUCAACUAAACGCUCAAAGCAGUCUUCUGGGCCUGCUUCUAACGUAGCUUCUGUUCCGACGGCAAAUCUUGAUGCCGACGAUCCUUGGGAAGAAGAUUAUACGGAAGAGGAACCCAAAGUACUAAAAGGUGAUGCGUCCUCGGAAUCGGAGGAGAAUGAAGAUAGCGACGAUGAUGAAGAUGAGGAAGCCCUUCUUGCUGAGUUGGCCAAAAUUAAGCGUGAACGUGCCGAGGAGGCGAUACAGGCUGAGGCAGAAAAAAAAGCUGCUGAGGAAACGAUCAGAAUGGAGAACAUUCUUAAAGGCAACCCUCUUCUAAUUAACAAUAAUACAUCGGAAUUCAAGAUUAAGCGUCGCUGGGAUGAUGACGUGGUCUUCAAAAAUUGUGCCCGUGGUGAGGUCGAUCAUUCAAAGCGCGGAUUCAUCAACGACACGCUGCGGUCAGAAUUUCACAAAAAGUUCAUGCGGAAGUAUAUCCAAUAA
Molecule: messenger RNA, 705 nt
Organism: Mesocestoides corti
Lineage: Eukaryota; Metazoa; Platyhelminthes; Cestoda; Cyclophyllidea; Mesocestoididae
Source: the annotation of a GenBank genome assembly